UUAAGUUUGAUCAAGAAAUGGAGAAUUCAUCGUCAAAUCUAAGCUCGCUUCCUGAAGAGGAAUCGCAAAAUGGUGGAACUGCCGCUCAGAGUGCUGGAAAAUCUCCAUCGGCUUUUGCUUCCAAGCCUGAUCGUCCUCCGAUUCAGACUUCAUCAAAAAAAUAUGCACCAUUAGAUUGGUCAGACUACUUUGACCAAGAAGAUGAUGUUCGCAUCCCAGACUCUGAAAAUGUAUUUCACUUCUAUAAGGCAGGGAAUGAGGGUCCAGUUGUUUUAUGUCUCCAUGGUGGGGGUUAUUCAGGGCUCUCAUUUGCUCUGUCAGCAAAACUAAUUAAAGAGAAAGCUAGAGUAGUAGCAUUGGAUUUGAGGGGACAUGGGAAGUCAUACACUGAAAAUGAUUUAGAUCUAUCAAUUGAGACUCUUUGCAAUGAUGUAGUGGCUGUUGUGAAGACAAUGUAUGGGGAUUCUCCUCCAGCAAUUGUGAUGGUUGGCCACAGUAUGGGAGGUGCACUUGCUGUUAAUAUUGCUGCAAAGAAAGUGCUUCCUAGCCUGGCUGCGCUGGUUGUUGUGGAUGUUGUUGAGGGUACAGCAAUGGCUUCAUUAAUGCAUAUGCAGCAGAUCUUAUCAAAUCGAAUGCAACAUUUCUCCAGCAUUGAGAAAGCGAUUGAAUGGAAUAUCAAAGGAGGCUCUUUGAGAAACGUCGAUUCUGCUCGUGUCUCUAUCCCCAGUACACUAGUCUAUGAUGAUUCAAGAAAAUGCUAUACCCACCGAGCUAAGCUGGUAGAAACUGAACAAUAUUGGAGAGGAUGGUAUGAAGGUCUUUCAGAAAAGUUCUUGGCUAGCCCUGUACCAAAACUCUUACUUCUGGCCGGAACUGAUAGGCUUGACAAAACUCUCACAAUAGGCCAAAUGCAAGGAAAAUUUCAAAUGAUGGUGGUUAGGCACACCGGCCAUGCCAUACAGGAGGAUGUGCCGGAUGAAUUCGCCAAUCUGAUCCUCAACUUUAUAUCGCAUAAUCGGAUUGGCCCUCAUGGAGUUGUGAUCCCAGGACUUCGUCGUCCGUCACAGUAGAAAGUCGAACAUUGAAGAAGUGAAAGGCAGCAAUGGCAUUUAUUUAAAAAAACCAGGGCUUGUUGUAAGUGAACUAUAUUGGUAUGUUUUCAAAUUUCCAGAUUUAGGAAGUGGUUUAAACAUGCCAAGUGUACUAACGCAGACAUAAAAAAAACCCUCAGAUUUCGUUGAUAACAUCUGUAUGCUGUCUAUGGCUUUAUGCCGUCAAAAUAUAACACUGGUUGCAUAAUAAGUUGUUUCAUUAAACUACCACAAAGAUUAAGUAUCUAUCAAUUGGAAAUAAAUUGUUUCUUAUCAUAAGAAAGAGAAUGUACUCCAGAUCUUUUACAGACCAGAAUAAGGGGCACUGUCGAAAAGAAUGUUCAAGCAAACAUCGCUUUGAACCUUUAGUAUCUAGAUAGGCAUAGACCACUCAAAUUUAUUUCCAUCUGACAAAAACAUUAUCUCUUGCAAGAGGGACUUCAAAAGGUAUUCCAAAGAAUUAUUUAGUAGAGUAUUUGAGU
Salvia hispanica is the source of this 1573-nucleotide messenger RNA. RefSeq names its product esterase/lipase/thioesterase family protein. NCBI's taxonomy places the organism in Eukaryota, Viridiplantae, Streptophyta, Magnoliopsida, Lamiales, Lamiaceae. The record is from RefSeq and is a predicted model, not a curated record. Gene Ontology annotation, molecular function: protein methylesterase activity. Gene Ontology annotation, biological process: protein demethylation.